GCAGAAUCAUGGUUGACCCCAGGGCUUAAAGGGUACAAUCCAAUUUUCCUCAACAAAUGUAAUACUAUUAGGCAGGAUACAAACAGACGACCCAUAAGGGAGGAGUCUCUUAAAAACGAGCCAGAGACAGAUAGAGACAGAGCAGCUGCUCAGAGGAAAGAGACAAUCCCCACAAAGGCUUGGAAACAGAAAACAUAGGAAAAAGUCAACUUUCCAAAAUUUGUAGGCUGAGAGGAGAGGACAGCAUGGGAACAGAAGAAUAAAUGAUCUCACCUGACCACUGUGAGCUGGAUUUGGAGUCUACUGAGGCCUAAGGGCUGAGCGGAAGAAUCCAAAAGGUUUGAGUUUGAAGAGUUAGCAAACUCUCUGAACUACAGAACUGGAAAAACUGUCUUUCAAACUUCUGGGAUUGAACUUCAAAUGAACUUUAGCUGACAAAGUGAGUAAGCCUGAAAGACAAAGCUGAGGGGAAAAGAAGAAAAUCACCCGGGAUUAAGAUUCACAAUAAGAGCCAUGAGGGUCUUUAACAAGAACCUUCGCCUUCAGGACGUCACCAUCAUGUACUUCACCGCCCUAGCUGCUCUCAUGGUCAUCCUGGUGGCUUCGUAUCAGGCGCCCACCAAUGCUGUGGAAGUGUCCAUUCUUAAAUCAAGCCCACCCAGCCCUCUACCACCUCUGCCCAUGCCUUUUCGUGUGCCCCUUGACCCACUGGGGGAUCUCCAACUGGCAUGGAACAUCAGCUACGCCAACCAGGAGGUGUACAUGGAGCUGAGGGUCAAGGAGCUCAAACAUGGUGUCGUCUUGGGAAUGUCUGACCGUGGGGAGCUGACCAACGCUGACCUGGUUGUGCUGUGGGACUCUGGGAGUAAAAGCUACUUUGGGGUAAGACCCUAUACCAUUAAAUUUAGAAUACUGGGAACAGUGGUUAUUAGAAGUGAGAGUAACAAGCAGAUUUCUAUAGGCACUGUAAAUCAAACCUUUUACCUGUCUUUCUCACUCACACUUGCAAUUCCCUCUUCUAAGUGUUCUUGUUAAGUUCCUAAAUGCACAGGGAUUACAUAAAGUCCUUAUAGAGAGGAGGCGUCUUAGGUCCCUGGGGUGUGAGAUUGGUGUUUUUGCAGAAGGAGCCGGCAGACAGUUUGCUUCACACUCUCACAAAGAGUGUUAUCGGCCCCUGGUAAUGGGAAAUCACUCAAACUGCACUAAUAGCUCAAGUUCAUGUGUGAAUCAUUAGGAGAUAUUAGCAUAUCAAAAUUGAAUCCUGGGCUGAUUAAGAUGUGUAAAAAGGCCUCAUUUUGCCACACACAAAUCCUGUAGAGAUUUUUUCCUUCAAGAAAUUCCCUGAUUAAUGUCUCUAAGAGGCAAUUUAUGCAUGAAUCCCAUUUACCUAUCUUUUUCAAUUGCUUUUUGUCCAUGUAAAUAUUCAUGAGAAACCGUGAGGAGGAUGGAUGCUAAUUGUAGUAACAAAUGAUGCAGAAUUUAUUCUUAUUCUUCUCCCUAAUAAGGUUAUCUCUAUCACAUAAUUAACAGAUUAAGUGCUAACAAGUUGAAUGGAUGAUAUAUAUUGGGACCCUGAGGAACCUAUUUUUACAGGGCUAGUUUUAGAACCUGCUUCUGAGGAUGACUGAGAGUGUUUAUGUAAUUUGCAUAACAGGAGCGAAGGUCACCGGUGGAUUGAAAGUGAAUUAGCAGCCUCUAAUGUCUAUACCACAAUGAUCUGCAUGUGUCAGAGGACUGACAGUUAAAAAAAAAAAAACACAUGACGUGCCUCUAUCGCCUUCCUAUAAAAUUACGAAGCCAAAGUACUGCCGUAACAGGUGCUGACUAAAACACAUUUGACUUUCUGAUGAGACAGAGAAAAUCCCCCAGGUCGAUACUGUCCACAGCAGAACAGACUCCUGUGUCCAUCUGAUGCACUCAUGAUUAUGGAGAGCUCCAGUGUUUCUGUUUUUUUCUCUCUCACAGUUUUUCUUCUACUCUGCUAAUCCAGUAAAGAAGACAGCAGGAACUCAUGAUUGUCAACAGAGCCGUCUAUCAUGAUGUCAUGUCUUCUGUUUUAACGUCAGAUAAUAAAUUCAGAAUAUUAUUCUAUGAAAAAUUGGCACUUUAACUCAAACCAAAAGAUUAUUUGUCAUGUAUUCUUAAUUUUUAGUUUGAGGCAUAUCCCAUCUGUAUUAAAGCUGUCUCUAAGGCCUGUAGCUCAGCCCAAUGAACAACUGGUAGUUCACAUGUUGCAAUUACUUUUAUUAUGUCAUUAAAAAUUUGAACAAAUCUAAAUGUAAGUUGUUCCACUGAGAUCUCAAUUUAUAACUUUAACAUCUGUUUUCAGGGCUACUUUACUUUUGACAAUGACGUAGGAGGCAUGUUGAAGAACUGGCAGAGUUUUCAGCUACUAAAUCAGCUGUGACGAACUCAAACUUUGUUAACUUUUGCAUAACACAUACAGUAUGUAGCCCUCCUACACAACUCUCAUAAUACCUCUGAUGACUUUGUAUGAAAGCUUAUGCUGCGUUCCAGUUACCGCAGAAGUCGGAUUUCGCAUCUGGGAAUGACGCUACACCAGAGUUGACGGCGUUCGUUGUUAGCUGUUGUUUACAAUUGUCAGCUGUUGUUCGCUGUUGUCAGCUGUCGUUCGCCGUUGUCAGUUGUUGUUAGCUGUUGUUAGCCAUUUUUAUUUGUUGUUAGCUAUACCAGUUGUAAACAAUGCACAAUACAGCAUUAACUCUACAAACACCAUAGCACCGUGUUCACAGUUAGACGCAGCACAACAUAUACCACUUAUUUAAUUUCACUAAAACAAAACAGAAGUGCUAAUAAAUAAAACAUUACAAGUGCUUUUACUGUUACUCUUUACUGUUGAUGCACUGCGCUGCCAUCUUGAAUUAUGAAGUUGUUGUUAAGUCAGGGUUGACGAAGACUGUCCGACUUCCGAGUACAACUUGAAUGCAGCAUUAGCAUGGGAGAUGAGCCAGUAAAUAUUACAGGUGUACUAAUAUUUUGAAAAUGCAUACAACAAAUAAAUUAAGGACAACAUGACUGUCUAAAGGUGCAGAGGCCCAUCUUGCUGAUAAAUUAGCUAAAUUAUGAGUGAAAGAAACUGUCAUGCACUUCUUAAAUAAAGUUAAACUCUUUUUCAGGUCACACUGUAUAACAUUUCCAUCAACAACGUAUGUGUUCAUGACUGAACAUUUAGAAAUAAAAUUAAGUUUUACCUCUUUAUAAUACCCAACGAUAUCUAAAUAAUACCAGGGAUUUUAGAGUUUAGUUUGUUGGAACCAACAUUUAGCUAAAAAGAAGAAAAUGUCAACUGUAUAUCCUUACCGAUCAGGAAUCCUUCAGAUAACCAGAGUCCACACACACGCACUUGGAGAGAUAAGGUCUUUGGCACUGAUCUCUGCAACCCAUGUUCUCCAAAACCUUUAUAUGAAAAUAAGAAAAAAAGUCACAAAUUAUAUAUAUGCUGACAUGAUUGACAGAGCAGUACACACAAACCUCUAAUUUAAUGACAGUUUCCUAAUGUGACGAUAACUACUGAAUGAAGAGACACUUCACAAAGAUUCUGUAAACAUAGUGAAGAUGAAAAUAUCCUUCAAUAGUGAAUCAGGAAUAUAUGAUUUCAGUAACUUUGCACCUCUCUAAGUGACCCUGUGGUUGCAUUUUAGUUGUUCUCUGCCAGGGGAUAAAUGAAAGAACCGCUACCAGCUGGUAGAGAAGCUGCAUGUAAUCCUUGGGGAUUCAUUUACAGUGACAAAUGAACAAAUAGAUUAAAAAUGAGGAGAAAGCGUAUGUUCUUGCUUGUGCAACUAAUGACUGAAAGCAGCUGUUAAAUGAUUGGUGUUACUAGUGUGGUAAUGUUACGUUUUAUGGCACUUCAACACUAAUACGGAGCUAAUAUGGUCUUUUAUUUCUCUGUUUCUCUAAAUUUAAUCAAACUAUCUCUCGAGGGGGGGUCUAACUCUGUGUUACAGUGUGUUUGACCAUGGUUUAAAGUUACGCUGGAAUAUCCCUUUAACACUGAAGCAUGCACAGAGGGCUAAAGACAUUUUUAAGUCUGAUCCAACUAUAAGGAGUUCAAUUUGGUCGAAUAUAUUUACAUGUUUUUAAAAGUCUAGUUUUAGUUGGACUGAGGCGAUAACUCGAUUUUUCAAACAGUGUGUAAACGUACUGACAGUAAGCGAGCAGCAGAGGAUGUUGAAUUGCCACUGCAGUUAUAGUCACAGUGCAAGGUGGCGCCGUACACAAAUCGCUUGUUGAAUUCAUUGUAACUGCAGCCAGUUAUCAAGAUGAACUGUAAAUGUUUUAGGCUUUACUAUCAGAGAGGCUUUGUACCAUCCCUCUUUUUAUACAGCUUGUAGUGAAGAGAAAUGUAAGGUUAAUUUUAGGUUAUAAAUUAUAUAAAAUCCCAGUAAAUGCUUCUUUAAUCCUGGUCUUCUCUGAUGAGUUUAAAUGUAUUGCAGAUCACCUUAAGUCUCUAUUUUUUGUAAAGUAUGUACUUAAACUCACUGUAUUGAGUCAGUGUAGUUACAUUAACGCUUAGCAUGUUAAAACUACUUAAAAUUACACCUUCUGUCUUUCAUUUCUCUUUCACACACAUUGAAAUUUGAUUUAACAUUAAGGUUCAGAAUAAAUUCUUUUUUCUUCUGUCUGCUUAUUUCAUUGAAAGGACAGCCCAGAGAGACGAAAAAGGGGAGAAGAGACAGAAUGGGGAUGAUGCAUAGUAGGGGGCUAGGGUGGAGGGUUGAGCCUGGGUAGGCUGUGUUAUGGACCAUGGGAUCUGUAUACGAGGCAUAUGUUUCACCUAUUUAAAGCAGCGCUCCAAUAAACGGAAAAAAGUGUUCAGUGUAACACUAAAAUUACGCAGCUGUGGCAUGUAAUUCUGAUGCUUUUUUGCUCUGUCUCGCAGCUAAAUAUAUUAUUCUUUGUUUUCAUACACAUUGACACUGUCCAUAGUCACUAUUUGCUCCAUUAUCACUUGUUUUUUUGAGAAUGAUUGCUUUUUAUACAUCUCUGUUAGUUGUGUUUGUGAAGUUUCAUUGACGUAUUCAGCAGAGGAAGGACAUAAAAAGAAAUCUCUGCUGGGAAUCUCUGCUGUGAUUUGAUCUGAGGCCAGAAGGAGCUCGCAGGACUCCAGAGGCUGCCCUGUGGGCUCAAACACAAAGGCGCUCUGAAAACACAUCAAAGUUUCACACAUAGUUGCGGCUAAUAAGUCCACCAGCAGUCUGUCGGGUUAUGCCGGCGUAAUUAUUUCAGUCCAGCUAUCAUGUUGAAUGGCAAUGUGCGAAUGAGAUUAGAUGUGAAAAAUCAGACCUGUCAGAUGGUAAACUGCACAUUAGGUCAUUAAAGAGAAGAUGAGAUAUAUGGUGUAUCUUUUGUACUAUUCUAAUAUGCAAAAACUCAUAAUUGUAGGAGCAUUUGAUGAGAAAAGGGGAUACAAUUGUACCUUUACAGGAUAAGAAACUUUAACCCUCUCUUUAUUUCUACUUUAAUCCCAAGACUUUGCCCAUUUACCCGAGCUGUCAUAUGAAUCCCAGUGUGCCAUAUCCCUGCAGAUCAAAAAUAAUACUGUAACUCACAUCCCUGUAAAGCUUUUUUCUUGUUAAAAUUGAUCUCCUCUGUGCUAUUCAGCCUUCUUCUUCCCCUCGCUCCAUCUGUCUGCCUCCCCUCAGGAGGGCAAAACUACCAGCAGAAGAAAGGUCACUGCUGCGCUACAGUCUCUCUCCCCUUCUCUCUCUCUCUUAAACACACACACACACACGCACGCACGCACGCACGCAGCCUCACACAAAGCAAGGCACAUUUUAGAUAUGCUCUAGUUCAUAGACUUCUAAAAUCCCUUUUUAAAUCAAUGUAUUCAAAUCAGGCCUCGGAGACUUGAAUAUUAAGAUUUUGUCAUUUACCUUCAAAACCAGAGAUAAGAGGACAGUGGAUUUUUUUUAUCCUCUCUCCUCCUUUUCUUUGGUAAAGUUUGACUUCCAAUGAUACCAAUUAUAUAAGAAGAAAGACAUUAUAACAAUCUCCAGGGAUAGAAAGUUCGUUUUAGGACACCUUCAGACUUCUCUGAUGGACACACACGUACCUGUCCCUCUUUUUUAGAGCACAGGUGUCAAACUCAAGGUCCGAGGGGCCAAAUCUGGCCCAUGGAACAAUUAUAUCUGGCCCACAAGAUCAUAUCAUAUUUGUAUUAUUAUUGGUCCACCAGUAUGAAGUCUGCAGAUUUCCUCCAGUAUAAUAAUGUAAACUUUAGCACCAUUAUUAAAAUGUCCUUAAUAAACCACGAAAAUCUAGGAAAUUAAAGAGUAAGGAAGAUUUGAAAAGUAGUCAAGAAUGUGGGGGAAAAAAAAUAUUUGGAGUUAUGUUUCAUGUUUUCAAUUUUGCAUUUCAAGAUUACAAGUCAAACAUGAUUGGAUUUUUUAUUUCAUACUUUGUUUUUGUUCAACUCAGUAUUUAGACUUUUGUCAUUUUUAUACUUUAGAUUUGUGUAUUUGCUCUUUAUUUUUCUAUUUUUAAUAUCAUGCUCUGAUCUUUUGAACUAAUAAACAAAAAUAGAAUAAAACAUUUUAAAAUUUCUAUCUCAGAUUGCCUUUAAACUUACCUUUUUUUAUCUUUUUUGAUUUUCCAAAUGAUUUAUAAUCAUUGCUAUUUUUCUUACAUAUUUUUUGAAAAGGAGGUUGACAGUUUUGGUGAAACGUUGACCCUGUUUGGCUCUCAGGUUAGACCUAAAUCCAGAUUAUGGCCCUUGCUGUGGUUGAGUUUGACACCCCUGUUUUAGAGACUCUGAUGUCUCAGUGGAGCUGCAUGGGAACAUGUUUAAAGGUUUCAAUCAUCUCAGAGCAAUAGACUACUAACAAAGUUUAAAUAUUUCCAUCAGUCUUCAAAUUGUGUCCUGAAAACUUUACUUAUCAAGUCUAAAAUAAAAAAAGGGGAACUAAGUCGAUGUUUUGGUUCAAGCUGCAUUUCUGUCCGUUUAAAUACCUCAAUAGUUAAAAUGAUAGUGGUAUGCCAGCUAAUGCAAGUCUUACAAUCCUAAAUCUGAAAAAAUAAAUUGUUGGAUCAAUCCAUGCAGCAAAAACAACCAGUAGUAAGGAUAUUAAACAGGUCUAUAUCAGCAGGGGCCUGCUGCUCUUGUCAUACUGGCUUGCACUGGUAAAAGAUAUUGUAACUGUAGUCUGUUCACUCAUGUUUACUAGACUUUUCACCGGACUUUUUCGUCAUGCACUCCUAAUUGAAAGUGCCCUCGGUGGUUUUUCAAGUGCCGGUAUGAGUUGUUUGUGUUUCCGCUCAUGUAGCAACUUUAGCGCGACAGAUUUUGCACAGUAACCUACCUGUUUCUGGUGCACGUCUGCAGCCUCCAAAAUAAUCCCAGAUGACCGCGGUGCUUCUUUUCUUGGGGAUUAAAUCACCUAACUCCACUUGUGGUUGAAUUGAAGCCAUUUUAAAAUCGCGUUCACGUUUCAAACACGGAGAGCAGGUCACUGAUUGGUUAAUGUGACCUGUCCACGAGUAGCAUAUGCCGCUUCUGACUGGUGAGUUUGGCAGGACGUUGGGGAGACGGCAUGUAGGGGAGAGUGGGGUAAAUUGAGCCAAAGGGUAAGUUGAGCCAACCCCUGUUGCCUGGAAAUGAUAAAACAAACUGAUCAUGUGACCAAAUAUUUAGGAGAUGGGCAUCAAUUCAUGGAGUCUGUCAAGGUAAGAAGCACAUGGGUGAAGGGGAUUAGACAUUUAUUUACAAAAAAAAAAAAAAACAUUUUUCACUCUUGAAAGUGAAUUUAGUCUGUCGUAAGUUUUAUUAGAAUUGUGUUCAGACCAGAAAAGAUCAUUUUAAAUUUGCUUUAUACAUCAAUUGUGGUAUCUAUGAGCUACAACAUGAGGUCAAAAACAUAAAAGUCCACCAUCUUAGUUUAGAGGACUAAUAAAGUCAGAAAUUGACCAUAGGAGACUACUUUUUUUUGGCAUGCUAUAUUAUCAAGGCAGUUAUGUUUACACUCAUUCUGUUGGUUUGCAGGGAUGCAAAACAUCUUGAAAUAUAUGCAGAUACAUUAGUUAGAGACAAAACUAUGAAUGCCUUGAUGUAGUGAUUAGAAAUAUGAAAAAAUGGCUCAUCUUACCCCACUCUCCCCUACAUGCACUCCUCACCAUUGCACUAUUGUAAAUCCUAAUCUUGAACAUACAUUGAAUGUUCAGUGUUUAAUGUAAGCAUAUAGUAUUUAAUGUUUUAUGUUGUACAGGGAGAGCAAUGUUGUGCACACAUACCUGGCCAAUAAAGUUGGUUCUGAUUCUGACUCUACUCUUGUAAUAUAUCUCAAGAAACAAAACAACAAUCCAGCAAUGAUAAAGUGUUUAGCAACAGUGGCAGGACAAAGAGUUCCUUUUAUUUGGGCAGAAACCCUGAGUUGGACCAGAUUCACUGUCACUCUCCAUAACUGUUGACAAAACUUCACAUGUAAGCGUAAAGAGUUAGGGCAGAGUGUGGUUUCUUCAGAGCUUGUACCCUGUUUAUUCUGCUCACAGACAUGUAACGCACAUAACAUAUAGUGUGUUCUCUUUGCAUCUUAUUUUAGAUUUAUAUCCUCUGUAUGUGCUUCAAAAACACUGGCUUCACAGUCCUUGCGGUACGUGUAGGACAGUUACGUAAGAGGGACAGAGCAGGAGACAGAAAUAAAGAGAGAGAUCUUAGGUGCUAUUCUGGACAGAUAAGAAUGUGAGAAGGAGAAGCGGAGAGGCUGAGCUGUUGCAAAGCCUCCUGGCAAAGAAGCGGAGUCUUGUACACAGGAUUGGAAAGGUUUCACAACACCAACUACAUGAACACUUUCACUGGUUUCUUUCUUUUAGUUGUAUCAUUAUCCAGAGCGUAAUAAUAAUGGAGAUCUGAAGAGGUUUGUGCUAAUUUUAAAAUGAACAAAUAGUCGCAAAGUGUUUGUAACAUAAACCUUCAAACCCUUUCUGCAUAUUUAAUUGAUAUUUUCUACCCUUAUAUAAAUAUCCCUUAAAAUAUAUAAAUUAUGAGUCAAUGAGUAAAACCAUCCUGGAUAAAAUGUAGAUAAGUCAUCUCCUCACCUUGUUGCUAAAUCCACGGACCACAAAACAAAAUUAUUUGUCUGAUUUUGUGCCACUUGAAUUCAAACUACAAUAACUAUUUGCUUUAAAAUACUUUGCUGUAGUUUCUUAUUAUUAUAUCUACAGGUAUGAUUCCUCCAUGUUACUGUUUGUUCUGUCUUCUUCAGGAUGCAUGGAGCGACAGUGAGGGUCACGUGUCACUGGACAGCCAACAAGACUACGAGUUGAUUGAAGCCAGACAGAAACCUGAUGGAUUCUACCUGCUGUUCAAAAGACCAUUCAGCACCUGUGAUCCCAGAGACUACCUCAUAGAGGUUUGUGAAACUUGAUAUGUCAGAGGCAAAACAUGGUGUUAGAAAAGGAUUGUGGGUACAAAAAGCUGGGUGUGUUACCUGCAAUGUCGUCAUUUUCUAUGAAUGGACACAAAAAGCUCCUGUGAGGAUUUUUUGGUUGGUUUUGUAAGUGCUGAUGCCUCCAUCUACAAAGCAAAACCUACAUCAGAGAUUAAGGACCAUGGUAGUUUUUGUGUUAAGCUGUUUUUAAGGUGAUGUAACCUGUAUGGAGAAGGCUGCAUGAGUAUGUUUGACUGGAUUUUCUGUUUUACAUUCAUGCUUCCUCCUACAUCUUAUUGCAUAUGAGCACAUGGUAGGGCAAAGACACCUGUUGUUAAAUAUGUCACAUAUUGCCUUAAUGUAAAACUAACAUCUGCCAAUCCUCAUCCAACUGGAUUUGUCGGAUAACAGGUGGCCCGGAAAUGUGCGAUGUUGAGGGGAUGGUGUCUGAAUGCAUGUGUAUAACCUGAAGAAAAGCCACAGUGUUCUUGCUCUGUGGCCAUGUGUGCGUAGGAGAGUGUGUGUCUGCUCUUUUUUACCAGGUGUUUUAAUUCUGUAUUUAGCACAUGGGUAAAAAGCUAUGAGACGAGACAACAGGGAGAGAUCAUAAAAAUGUAAAAAGCACAUUUCCCACCGAAAAAUUCAUUAUAAAUAAUACGGUUUCCAUGGUAAUACAGAUUCAGACUCAAAACCAAGGCUCAUCGCUAUGACAACAUAAUGAAAAGUUCUCUUUGUUUGUCUAAGCAUUUCAGCCAAAUGAUAUCUGUAAGAGCUUUUUAAUUUGAGACACAGGCCUGAUGUUCUCUUCUUCUUCUUCUUCUUUUUCUCUGUUUCAUUUUGAUUGGCCAGGAGGGAACUGUGCACGUUAUUUAUGGACUUCUAGAUCAACCACUCCCCUCACUGGAGCAGCUGAACCUCUCUCGUAUCCACACAGGAGUACAGAGGAUCCUGAUGCUCCGCCCUGACACUCCAUCACCCACCCUGCCUCCAGAUGUGGAGACACUGGAUGUUGUUGCACCAAAUGUCAUCAUACCAAAUCAAGAGACUACCUACUGGUGCUUCAUACAGGAGCUGCCUGAAAACAUGCCAAAGAACCACAUUGUUAUGGUAUGUAGGCCUCCAUAAUCGCAAACAGUUGAAAUCCGCUUAAAGGGAUAUUCCGGCGUAAAAUUAAUUUAGAGUCAAACACACCGCAACCUCAAGAAAUUAAUGUUGCCAACCGCUUGCUUCUCUAGUUUUACCAAUUUUAGUAACGACUGCAGAUAGCAAAGUACAGUGGUCUGAGGAGCCAUAAACAAACCUCAACCAAAUCGCCACUCUAUAGCCACAAAUAAUGCUCAGAACAGCACCUAACUUCAUCAACAGUACAUAGAAGGUCCCAGCCACAGUACUACCCACCAAACAUCUUUUUAACUUUGCCUGAUUUCUUUAGCAAAAAGACUAAACACAACUCACCUACUCUCUUUCAGCAGCUGCUUGUUUGUAGCGAGACCUCGACCAGUCCAUUUGCGGGGUGACACAGCUCAAGGAGGAACAUUUAUGAUAAUUUUAUCAUGGAAAUGCAAUCAGACCGAGACGCUAAGGCAGAAGAACUACCACAUCUGCGGUGCAAAAUGAAAAACUUCAAGGAAAUGAUAAAGAAAUUAUCAUAAAUGUUCUUCCUUGAGCUGCGUCACCCCACUGCAGUCCCUAAUGUCUUGGCCUGAGGUCUCGUUACAAACAAACAGCUGCUGGAAGAGAGUAGGUGAGUUGUGUUUAGUCUCUUUUCUAAAGAAAUUAGGCAAAGCUUAAAAGAUGUUUGGUGGCUAGUGCUGUGGCUGGGACCCUAUGUGAACUGUUGAUGAAGUUAGGUGCUGUUCUGAGCAUUAUUUGUAGCUAUAGAGUGGCGUUUUGGUUGAGGUUUGUGUGUGGCUACUCAGACCACUGUGUAUUGCUAUCGUGCGGUUGAUACUAAAGUUGGUAUAACUAGAGAAGCAAGCGGUCGGCAACAUUCAUAUCUGGGGAGGAUUUUUAUUUUACGCUGAAAUAUCCCUUUGAGUUGUGAACAGUAGGGUGCGUAUUAAAUGAAGAUUGUUCAAAGACAGCUUAAAAAUCCAAGGGCUGCUUUGUCAUGGGUCAAAGGAGGAGAAAAAGAAUGAAAACAAACAGCACCCCACAGGUGUAUCUUUUAAAAGGAUGGGAUAACAUUAGAAGAGCAUUGAUAAUGCACUGUACUCUGCAUAUAAUGAAUUUCAGAGAUGUUUUUAUUGAUAUAACUGUGCUUCGAAGCAAUGUUGCCACAGCUUUCAGCCACAAAAACAACAGCACUCUCUCUUUUUUUCACUUGUUUCUUUCCCACCUCUCUCUGUUUCUGUCAGUAUGAGUCAGUGAUAACUCCAGGUAACGAGGCCAUCGUGCACCACAUAGAAGUGUUUGAGUGUUCUCCCGAUAUGCCCAAUGUUCCGCACUACAGCGGCUCCUGUGAUGACAAGAUGAAGCCGGGCAAGCUCAAUUUCUGCCGCCAUGUGCUGGCUGCAUGGGCCAUGGGUGCUGAGGUAUGAUGGGAAACAGACACCCACGCACAUCCUCUAACUUAACUCCCACUGACUGUAUUCAUGCCCACAUCCUCAAACCAAAACAGUCAUACUAACAACAUGAAGACUGACCUGGUUUGACUUUUGUUAUUCCAGUCUAUUUAAACUGUCCUGAAAAUAGAAGCAAACACCUUUAGAUAAUCCUAGAUAAAAAUAUACAUUGACAAGUUUUUUUUUUUUAAAUAAACAUUGGCUGAACAAGUCUCUAAUUAAAUAAGAGUUGGAAUAACUUGCGAUUUUGGUCCAGUCAUUGUUGCUAUCAUGAGAGAUAAACAAUAACUCCUACACUUGUAAUAUUUCUGCCGUACUGCAGGCAGGGAACUUUAUGAAGAUGAUCCCACGCCUAGCAAAAAUCUAUUAGGAGCCUAAAGACAGUCUGUAUGUGGGAAGCACUCUCACAUGCAAAAUUCACAAGCCUGUUUGUGUGGACACUCAACACAGAGUCAAAUGAAAACACAUGUACGUUGUUUAAAAAGAGGUUCCACAUUGAGAAAGAGGAUGGCAGACACUCUCAUUCAACAGAUUAAUUUGACAAAAAAAAUAAAAUGUGCAGGGUUUUUUUUACAGGUUGUUGAUUUUCCUGGUCUCUAUCAGCGGUGGAAACUACAUUAUUACAUUUACUACUUUGUGUGCUCUUGCUCUUUUUGUUGUUAAUAUUGCACUACCCUGCUUUCGUUAAUGCAUCCUUUACAGAGUUAAAAAGGUGAAAAGCAGAAAAGAUGCAAGCCGUUUACUAACUGCCUGACUGCCAGCUGUUUAUCUGUUAUGGGUUAAUUACUCCCCAAUGAAACACCGCUUUUACAAAACUGGCACCUCUGUCCAAUCACAGUAAAGAAGACUCUGACCCACAACCUGAUUUUCAUCCUGAGACUCUAACAAAUAGCAGUCAUUGGAUCCAGAAAGUCAGGCUACAAAAAAACCUGGUUAGGUGUUGAGUCAACAUAUUCAUGAUCUCCUGUUGAUUUUAUACUUUGACUGUUAACAUAGGGAAAUACUUUAACAUAAUUUAGUGUAGUAGGUUCUCAAAGUUUAUCAUUACUUCUGUUUUUAGCCAAGUGACCUUAGCCUACUGUUACUUUAAUAUUUCAGCACAUUCCCCCUUAACAGCUUGAUAUCUUUAAAUCAACAUGGAUGAAAUGAGUGCAUAUAGUUUGAAAUGUUAUGCCCACGGACAAUCAUCCCCUGGACUCCAAAGUUUGCAAGCAAGCAAUACUUCCCUUUUUACACUUUUAGUAAUUCCACUUAUGGCUUAAUUUCCCCCUUUAAACCACAGGGGGGUGCUAUUUUGGGGGUAAAUAACUCAAAAUGCAUUAACUUACUACACUCACCGGCCACUUUAUUAGGUACACCAUGCUAAUAACGGGUUGGACCCCCUUUUGCCUUCAGAACUGCCUCAAUUCUUAGUGGCAUAGAUUCAACAAGGUGCUGGAAGCAUUCCUCAGAGAGCUUGGUCCAUAUUGACAUGAUGGCAUCACACAGUUGCCGCAGAUUUGUCGGCUGCACAUCCAUGAUGCGAAUCUCCCGUUCCACCACAUCCCAAAGAUGCUCUAUUGGAUUGAGAUCUGGUGACUGUGGAGGCCAUUUGAGUACAGUGAACUCAUUGUCAUGUUCAAGAAACCAGUCUGAGAUGAUUCCAGCUUUAUGACAUGGCGCAUUAUCCUGCUGAAAGUAGCCAUCAGAAGUUGGGUACAUUGUGGUCAUAAAGGGAUGGACAUGGUCAGCAACAAUAUUCAGGUAGGCUGUGGCGUUGCAACGAUGCUCAAUUGGUACCAAGGGGCCCAAAGAGUGCCAAGAAAAUAUUCCCCACACCAUGACACCACCACCACCAGCCUGAACUGUUGAUACAAGGCAGGAUGGAUCCAUGCUUUCAUGUUGUUGACGCCAAAUUCUGACCCUACCAUCCGAAUGUCGCAGCAGAAAUCGAGACUCAUCAGACCAGGCAACGUUUUUCCAAUCUUCUAUUGUCCAAUUUCGAUGAGCUUGUGCAAAUUGUAGCCUCAGUUUCCUGUUCUUAGCUGAAAGGAGUGGCACCCGGUGUGGUCUUCUGCUGCUGUAGCCCAUCUGCCUCAAAGUUCGACGUACUGUGUGUUCAGAGAUGCUCUUCUGCCUACCUUGGUUGUUGGGGUGGUUAUUUGAGUCACUGUUGCCUUUCUAUCAGCUCGAACCAGUCUGGCCAUUCUCCUCUGACCUCUGGCAUCAACAAGGCAUUUCCACCCACAGAACUGCCGCUCACUGGAUAUUUUUUCUUUUUCGGACCAUUCUCUGUAAACCCUAGAGAUGGUUGUGCGUGAAAAUCCCAGUAGAUCAGCAGUUUCUGAAAUACUCAGACCAGCCCUUCUGGCACCAACAACCAUGCCACGUUCAAAGUCACUCAAAUCACCUUUCUUCCCCAUACUGAUGCUCGGUUUGAACUGCAGGAGAUUGUCUUGACCAUAUGUGAUUGGCUGAUUAGAAAUUAAGUGUUAACGAGCAAUUGGACAGGUGUACCUAAUAAAGUGGCCGGUGAGUGUAUGUAGCUCUUGAAAGAGGCUACCAAUGAGAAAACAGGAAAUAAUUAACUUGUUUGCUAAACAGGACUUGGAUGAACCCCCCCCAAACAAAGCGCUAUUAAGGAGUGAGUGUUGGACUGGGAGUCAAAAUGUGCCAAGAAACACUUAUUUAGAUGAUUUUAGUAAGUUGCAACUUUUGCCAAUUUUUGUUACAGAUAACUGCAAGCAAACAAUAUUGUGUUACAGCAUGUUUUGCUGCCCCUAAUAGACCAAAAAACAUUGCACUUCUUUUAGACAGUUGAUCAAAAUACAGAGAAACUGUUUAGUGCAACUUCACAGUGACAGUAUUUCUUAGAGUAUAUUUAUUCUGGCAUAUUCAGCUAGCAAGAAGUCAGCCAGCUAAAAGCCCUCCUGGCUGUAAGAUAUUUUAUUUGAAAGUCACAGAAAAACACCAUAAAAGUAAGUUUUUGGUGAUUUUUGAAAAAAGACAGAUAAUGCAGUUCCCUGACUUCAUAUCAGGAGAAAAGUCACCUGUUUCCAAAGCCCUCUAGCACCCUAUGCAUGCACUAUGAGUAGUUAGUUACCAACCAGUCCGCUGACCAAGCAAGGGCGCAGCCUUCUGGUCACAUGAACCAGAGAGGAUAGGGACCAGCAAGCCUGUCACCAUAUUUCUCUGCUCCGCUCCCUGUUGUAUCACAGCCAACCUGGCCCCUCUGAUUGGAUUAUCUGCCAGGCAAACAAAAACAUGCAGGAUGCCUUCUGUGGGCUGUGAGCUGUGAAGACAAGAUUAGGUGGGAAAUAUUCAGGCCUCUUUCAUCACCUCUUAAUAGUGUUGUUUCAUUCUCCCAGGCACUGCAUCAGACGGGGGAAACACGGCCUUCCGAAAACACAAAGCAAAGACAGGAGAGGAAAACCAAGUGGUGGAAGUUUGAGAGUAACAAUAAUGUACGACACGGUCAGAAAGCAAAGAGAGGGGAAAAAAACAGGGAGAGUGCGUGCUUGUAGGGGAGAAAGCAAGUCUCGGAGGAUUUUACAGCGAGGACAUGAUUUAAUAAAACAAUUCUCUCCUCCUUUUCAAGAUGUAUGUGUCAGCAGAAGAGGCUUAAGGUGGGCUGCCUACUAGAAUAGGUGAAGACACUGAUGGCGAAUCAAUACUUCAUCAAGAUUCCUUUAUAAUUGCAUGGAGGCUUGAUGCCCAUAGCAGCAGACGUGACUCAGAAAUUAAUUUUUGCUUGGAGAAGAGGAACAGUUAGUAACCAAAGACUGAACAAUGAAGAGAGGAAAAACAUGUGUCUUACAAGUUGACACAGCAUCCCUGAGGGAGAAGCCACAAAAAAUAUGAGAUUUCUGUAUGCAUACUAUAGUCAGUGUAGGUUUUUUUCAGCCUGCUCACUGAUCCCUAAAGGCUAACGAGAGAUGCGAAAACGGACAUGAUUCAAAUCAAUAUGCUGAUGUCCCCUUUGCUGAGAAAAAAAAACACUUUAUGAUUUGUUGUAGUUUCAUUUUUAACUCCUGUGGGUGGCUGGGAGUUUGGAGUAGGCUAGUUUUUAUAUUUGGAGGCCACCAUCAAAAAUGUGGCGGACUUCACCUAGCAGGGCCAGAAAGGUUGCCUAUUAUGCAUGCACUUUGAGCAAGAAAAUAUAAAAGUAUAAUUGUAGUUAUUUAGGAUUGAUACAACUUUGACUGGAGGUUGCACAUUAAGGAGACUGGAAGUUAAACUAGGAUGUCCAACUGUAGACUAAAUGAACUUUUCUCUACUCUGAGACAGAAAUGUGUGAGUUCUAUCAAUGCUGGACAGAAAAAAACAAAAACAAAACAUAAGCUACAGUGAGGUUAUAGAGAUUGUGCGACAUUUCAGAAACACAUUUAUAAGAUGAAUACAUAGUGUUUUCAGCGUCAAUAAUCUUGUCAAAAUGUGAAGAAAACAAGCAGCUGUGAACAAAUAAGAGCACUGAUAUCUUGUGUGUUCACUUUCAGGCUUUUUACUACCCUCCUGAUGCAGGGCUGCCCAUGGGUGGACCAAGCUCCUCGAGAUUUCUUCGCCUGGAGGUCCAUUACCACAACCCCCUCCUUAUAGCUGGUACAGCCCACACACAAACACACAUCCGAACUCAGACUGUCACAAAUGCUUUCUAUUUCUGUCUCAAACACACACACACAAAGCAUCAGGAUUCGCUGCGUCUUUCCUGAUAAGAGUCAGGCUCUUUCACAGGGCAAAUUAUUUAAAUUUCUUCCACACAUACUUUCUGAUCGCACCUGAACGAGUCACUGCAGACUCUGUUUCCCUUAUCCAGAUUAGAGCUGAGCUCAUAAUAUCCAAAUGUCCUACAUAAUUAUCUAACUAAAUCUCUCCCCUCUAACUUCCUGGCAAUUUAAGAUUAAUCUCAAGCAAAUACUUUGCUUCAACUUGGAAUUUCUCACACUUACAGUCAACCCAGAAUAAAAGCUAGACUGGUUUGCACAGUGAUUUUUGUUUAAAUGUGUUUAUUUUUUUAAUGUGAGACAUUUUCUGCAGAUUUUAGAGGGUUGACAGCAGACAAAUGAAGGUAGUGUCCAACUUAAAAUGCUUGAAAUUGAACCCCCAGGUCACUAGGGAACCUUAUUAGUUUCAAAUUUCACAUCCAUUUCACAAAAAUGACCAGAACAGCCCUUAAUGUUUCACAGAUUCUGCCAGGCCACAGUCUUUUUUCCCUCCACAAAGUAUUUUCCCCUGGCUUAAAAUUACAAACCUUAAAUUGUUUUCUGGCCUAUGCAUGAUAAACUCCAGGUGACAUUACAGUCUCUCUCCUGACUUUCUGUUGAGUUGUGCCUAACUUUAUUUGCUGUCUCUCCUCACUGCAGCAUAAUUCUGGCAGGUAUUUUGUUAAAAUCGAGAAAUAAACUGACUAUUUACCCUAUUUCAAUGUUCUGUAAUAUCUUUGUGCAGGCCGUCGAGACUCAUCUGGGAUAAGGUUACAUUACACCCCCAGUCUGCGGCGUUAUGAUGCGGGAAUCAUGGAGCUUGGCCUUGUUUACACACCCAUCAUGGCUAUCCCACCCAAACAACACUCUUUCUACCUCAGUGGAUAUUGCACCUCCAAGUGUACCAAGACAGUGUGUAUAAGAAAAGCAUUUGUUGCAUUAUUUAUGCUGGAAAUGUUAUAAUACUGGGUAAAGAUUUUUACUUUGGAGCUUUCUUCAAGUUUUGGUCCCUACAGCAGAAAAAUGUUGCUUGGGGCUGAAAUGUUUGUUAUUGUUUCUCUGUUUGUUCAGGCUUUGCCUCCUGGGGGAAUCUAUAUAUUUGCAUCUCAGCUGCACACUCACCUGGCGGGUCGUGGGGUGAGGACAGUUUUGGUGAGAGGAGGCAAAGAACUGGAAGUGGUGCAGGAGGAUAAGCACUUUAGUACACACUACCAGGUGAGUAAAUAAAAGGCCAGAAAAAGUCAGUACAAAGAUCCAGCUUUGGGCAUUGAUUCUUAUAAUAUAUUACAUUAGAAAAAAAGAUGUUUUACUUCACAUUUUCAAAAGGUGUCAAUAAAAUGUACUAAAUUGAAUCCUACCAUAUUGAUUGUAUUGAUCAUGUUUAAAGGGAUGUUAUGGCGUAACAUUAAUUUAGGGUCAAACACACCGUAUCACCGAGUUAGACGUGCCCUUGAGAGAUAAAUGUUGCCGAGCGCUUGCUUCUCUAGUUAUACCAACUUUGGUAACGACCGCACGAUAGCAAUACACCAAAACGCCACUCUAUAGCCACAAAUAAUGCUCAGAACAGCACCUAACUUCAUCAACAGUACAUAAAGGAUCCCAGCCAUAGUGCUGGCCACCAAACAUCUUUUUAACUUUGCCUAAUUUCUUUAGCAAAAAGACUAAAAACAACUCACCUACUCUCUUCCAGCAGCCGUUUGUUUGUAGCGAGACCUUGGGCCAGUCCAUUACGGACUACUGCAGGGUGAUGCAGCUCAAGGAAGAACAUUUACGAUCAUUUAUGAUACUAAAGUUGGUAUAACUAGAGAAGCAAACAGUUGACAACAGUCAUCUCUCGAGGGGGUGUCUAACUCGGUGUUACGAUGUGUUUGACGCUAUAUUAAUUUUACGCCGGAAUAUCCAUGAAAUCUUUUUAUAUUUAAUGGUGUUGAUUAUAAUGUGUUGUAUAAUGCACUCAAAGCUGUGUGCAACGGGAAUAGAAUAUAUAUUAAAAGAAAACAUCACUCCCCCUUUGAACUUUUGAGUCAAGAAAACUGAUAACCAAGACAAAGUGAGCUUCAUGUAAAGAGGGUGGAGUGGCAUUAUCAAACCCAUUAUUUGGCAGCCAUAGAUAUACCUGACCUAGCCAGGUAAACAUAUCUGAUUAUAAAAUCUAUGUUUUUGUCAGAGCAAAACCAACACUAUAACAGCCUGAGCCCAUAUGUUGAUAAAAAAAGGACAUAAAUCUGAAGAGCAGCCUAGAAAAGGAGAAAUUUCAUCCUUAUCAAAGCCAAUUUAAAUCCUGACACAGCAGAGGGCUGCAGUUUUUAGCAAGCAUUUACUCAAAGCUGAAAAUAUAGUGCCUUUGUUUGGGACUGUUCCUAGCAGUGGAUUAAUCUGCAUAUGGUGCUGUUGUCUUGUAAGAACUGCAAAACAGAUUACUGCUCCCAUGUUUAUUUUAAUGAGGGAACACAUCAGGCGGCAACCAUAUGUCUUUUUAUGUUUUUUAGCACUACAGUGGAGAUUUACAUGAGAGGAAUGAGCAUGUCUUACUCUGGCUCUACAGAAAGCACUUGCUCCACAUCCGUCAACAAGAUAUCAGAUCUGACAAACAACACGAGACCUGUUGUGAGACAGCAGGAAACAUCUGUUUGUUUCCUUUUAAACACAGGACAUAAAAUCUCCAGCGUCUGUUGAUGUCAGACUGAUCUAAAUCUACCUGUGUGGCGGUGACGUUUUGAACCCUGCAGCCUCAUCAGGCUUUUGCAGACUUUAUAAGCAGUCUAAGCUAAGCUGGACGAAUGUUAGCUUAGUGUAAAAAGAGUGUGGCUACACCUUUGGUUACCUGGAAGGCAAAACAAGUAUAGAGUGGCUUUUUGGUUGAGGUUUGUUUAUGGCUCCUCAGACCGCUGUGUAUGGCUAUCUGCAGUCGUUACUAAAGUUGGUAUAACUAGAGAAGCAAGUGGUCGGCAACAUUAAUCUCUGGAGGGGGUGUCUAACUCGGUGUUCCGGUGUGUUUAUUCAAGGGCGUUUAAACAAAAAUAUGAAAACACAAUAAUUGAAAAAUAAGUAGAUUUACCUGCUUUUUUUCUUUCCUGUUUUCUACAGACGAUUCGAGUUCUACACAAAAUGGCGAAUGUGUUACCUGUAAGUAUGAAGCUGAUCUCAAAGCCUGUGAUUCAAUUUUCAGCACAGACACUUUUCCCAGAGUAGAAAGGAGAUUUUACUAUUCUGCAAGCUCAUCUGUCUCUUCCUGAAAGGGAAAGUGCCCCAGAUGUUCUUUUUCACCCCUUUUGCAUUUAAAGUGUUGAAUUAAAACACCUCUCUGCUGUGUAAGGUGCUUAUACGGGAGGAAAUGGGGAUAGGCUGUAAAAUCAGCGCUGUUAUGAGAUGUUCUGUAAAAACAGCGGCUGAGCUCCAAAAAGCAAAAACUUUAUUCAGCGAGCAUCUGGCUUUCUGAAAUGACUGAAUUUUCGGUGAGUAAGCUUAGAUUAACGUUACUGGGCUUCAUUCAACAGCUGUUCACUUGAGGAUAUUUCUUUUUGAAACCCACUUACUCGGUAUUUAAAGAGAGAAUUACGGGUGUUUUCUUACCUAGAACUUACCAACACUACGGAGCAAACUUUUCCAGUUACUUUUCCUAAUCAUGCAACUGUUUACUACAAAAUCGCAAAUGUAGAAAUAUGAUUUAAAAUGUGGUAAGUUUCACGUUAAUUAUGAUAUGCUUUUGCUGUGCUGUGGUUGAAACUGCAAAAGAGUGCACAUGGUUCUGUAGUCUCAUGCACUUUUAAGGGCAUUGGAGGGUUGACCCCAUAGACUGUGUAUACAAUGGACAACUUGGUUCUGCCUUCUGACAGUAAACGUAUUUGAAACCCUGCAUUUUUUUCUCUACUUCCUGAAACCAACAUUGCGCAGUAACAUUGUAUGCACGCCACCACUUGUGCAGUAGCAUUGUACGCAUUCGGCGGAGAGUCACUGUGAUGACGCUCAGCUCAAACAGUGUAUCCCCUGGGUGAGCUACGAAAUCUUGGUACGCCCAUAGGCUGUAUCGCCCAUAGGCUGCAAUAAAUGCACAUUACACUAGGAAAAACUUAGGAAGACAUGAUGUAUAUAAAUUGGAAUCUCCUCUAGGGAGUAUUUAGCUGUUAUUAAGCGAUCUGAAAUGAAUACUGAUGUGUUUUCAGAAGCAAAAGAGAGUGAACAAACCCAUUAGUGACAGGUUAAAGGUCUCUUUCUUUUCAUUAUCACCUAAAACCACUGCCAAAGGGUAGGUGUCCUACAUAGCGACUUCAUGCUAAAGGAACAGCUUUUCUUGUCUUCUCCUCUAAGAGCAAAAAUUUACACAACCUACUAAUAAAAUGCAGGAUGGUAUAUUGUGCUUAAAUAAAUACACAUACAUGCACCAGAUAAUGUAAGAAAGGGGCGCCAAAAUCAGCGUGGACCAAAAGGAGCUCUAACAUGUUCAUGAAUCUGCAUCAGACUGUCUCAGGCACUAACAAAUUUGAGAAAGAUUUCCAGAAUUUAUUAGCAUGUGUAGAUUUUUGUUUUACUGUUGAACUUGAAAUAUGCAGAAGUGUGUGUUUUUGUGCUUGAUCCCACAGGGUGACGUCCUCAUAACAAAGUGUACCUUCAACACAGAAGACAGGAACAAGCCGACAGUGGUGAGCAGCAUACAUACAGCAGUCUCAAGUACUAUUUUUAUAUUCCAGAGGUUCACCUUGAGCACUGACACCAACAACAAUAGAAGAUAUCCUUGAGUAUUGCCGUAUUUAAUCUCUCCCCUUCCUCCAUCUUUCUCCUUAAAACUCAGUGUAAUCCUACCAUCUCUUCCUCUUUUAAUAGCUUCUGCUGCUCUAUGUACUCUCUAUCUAUGCUGUCCUUCAUCCAAAUCUCUUUUUCCCCUAAGGGAGGUUUUGGCAUUAUGGAGGAGAUGUGUGUCAACUAUGUUCACUACUACCCUCGUACCAAACUGGAGCUGUGCAAGAGCCAUGUUGACCCAGAAUACCUGCAGAAAUACUUCAGCUUUAUGAACAGGUAGCACAACGCGCCGCCUUUCCUUUCAAUCAUCCACAUGUUCCCCUUGUCUUUCUUUUCUCCUGCUUCUUCCUCUACAUCUUCAGUGUGACUAAGCACUUUUUUUGGUUUCAGCAUUCAUCCCCUCCCUCCCAGCAUCCAUCACUCCCGGGAACCACAGUGAUUACUUCUUUUAAUCUUGAAAUCCUGCUGCUUUGUCCUUUAAGUGAUCUCCUAACACCAGCUCUGUCUGCUUUUUUUCCAAUCUCGUCCUCCUUUCCCAAUCUCACUCUCCCUGCCUUGUUCAUCGACUUUCCGUCACCCUCUCUUUCUCUCUUUUCUCCUCCCCUCCAGGUUCCAUGGGAAUGACCGGUGUGUGUGUGGUGAAGUUGGUGUGACGGAGCAGUAUUCGCAGCUGCACUGGGACCCUUUCGCUGGGGAAGUUCUGGACUCCCUUUUCAACACGGCACCCAUAUCAAUGCACUGCAACCAGUCCUCUGCACGCCUCUUUCCUGUAAGCCCCUGUCACACACAUGCUUCAAUUUGCCUGCCAGUUAAACCAGUUCACUGGCAGGCGACAGUCGGAUCACAUAUAGUCAGACCAGCUGAACUGAAGGCUUGUUAACUUGUGAUACAAACACGGACGCACGAAAUGUAUCCAGAUCAGAGCGGGUAAAUCCAAACAGUGUAGGAGCCUUGAUCAAAUUGUUUUUGCAACAUCAGUUGUGCUACUGCAAACCAGGUCAGACACACCAAGAUGAAACAAAUCCCAGUGUGACUAGAAAGAGAACGAGAAAACAAAGCCAGCUGAAGUAGGUUUAGAAAUCGGCUCACAAACAUCGGGAGGAGGCUAAUGGAAGGAGGCGUAACGCUUGAUCUCAUUAGUAUGUAAAGAUGCUGUUAAGGGUCUCAGUUUCCAAACAUUUACUACAGUAACUCCAAUCAAAAUAUGUGGUCUUUUACAUAAGCCAGUAUAGAUUAGGUUUGUAGUUCCACCUCUCAAGGGCAGUUCAAGAUAUUUUCAGUGAAGUCAACAUGCAUAAAAUAAAUAAGAUUCAUUCAGAGUUACGGCUAAAAGUCAGGAUUUGAGAGUAUUUACUCUUUUCAGCAGCAUUUAACAAAGUGGAGUCACUAACCAGCCUUGCUCACAGUCACUAACAUUGAUUUUGGACACAUGCAGUGCAGGCAAUAUUGUAUAUAUCAACAAAGCCACAUGUGACCUGAGAUUGUGUACAGCUAAAGACAUAUUAACAAUCGAAAUCUUUGAAAGUCAUCCUGGCUGCCUCCAUGCAGGUCAUCUGCAUGUGGAGGUUUAGAAAGCGUUUGACUAAAAGCUUUGGUCUUGCAGAGAUGGAGCUACAUCUCAGCUUUAUAAACAAAAGCUCCAAAAGCUACAAGAAGCGCUCAGAACUACAUUGGUCCAUGUUUUCUAUCACUCUCAGUACCUUACAUUACAGGAAAGCUUUGCUCUGCAGUCAUGGGGAAACUGGGAGUACCUAACCGGUGGCAUCUCGGCUGGUUCCAUCAUCUCGUGUUGCAUCCUUAAAACAACCAUUGCCUUGACCUCUAGGUUGGGGGUUGCAACAAGACAGCUGCCUAUUGAAUCUUUCAUAUUAGAGGUACAGUCCUCAGCACACUGCCCUCUUUGGUUCUCCUCAUUGAAGACAAUGGGCUCUAUUUUCGUGUCUGCCGGCAAUGCAGCGGAGGGUGGCUGUGUUAAACCCACUCCACGCCCUCUCUCCUUCCUCCCUACGACUUACACCGCUGAGAGGAGCUGAGUUAGGGAGGGGGGAUACCUACCCUGGGCUGUGCCGCUCACCAAAAAAAACAAAUUGUACUUGGGAACGCCUUGUCGGCAUGGCGGACCUGACUUACGCCGUGCCUGCGCCACGACGUUGGCGAGGCACGAAAAUAGAGCCCAUUGUGUCCACAGGGAUAAAGCAUCCUAGCACAACCAUGGCCAGUCUUGCUUCCUCUGUGCCUUCUCCCAUUUCCAGCAAUAGCAUCAACACCAAACAGAACAUAGUGAGGCAACCACAAACCUCUGUUGUUACCUCAAGUCACCAGGGAGGCCUCGGGUCCCAACAGUUCACAGAUUUCAGGACUGAUCUCUCGGGUGUCUGCGUAGGAGGCUCUGACUGCUUGGGUGUCACAUGUGAAUUUGAGCCCGCGGCUGCAGCUGGAUCUUCUUUGUUGGUCCUAUAAACACACAGAUCCAAUCAUCAUGACCCGCAGUGCAUCCUCCACACUGGUGGAAGGCCUUGGGAGAAUCUGAGGAAAGGUUUUCUUCUGUUGUAUUGCAAGCUGUUGUUGUAAACCUUCACGCAGGCUGUCAAAGACCCAUCAUAAUCUCUCCUCUUUCCACUCAUGGAGUCAGGGCUUGAGUGGUGUGAGCAAAAGUUGCUUCUUUGACAAAAACGCUGGUGGCACUUGACCACGUAAACUUGCCAAAGAGAGGGCAGGUUAGCUGCCAGAUAUGUGUCGAUCUAAGAACAGAGGCAUCAUCCUUCAUCAUGACAUGGGCUGUUACGUGGUUUGCCUGACAUUGUCCUUGUUUAAUCACAAAUACUACCUGCUUGUGCACAAAAUGCUGCCUUGGUUGUCAUCCAUAAGUAAUUACACUUAGAUUUGUAACCCUUGUCUUCUCACAAAAACUGGUCCCGAGGCGAAAGUUAUGAUCUUCAUGAAACAAAAAUUAAGGCUAUUUUACCCUUGAUGCUUCUGUUUACCUCAACCUUUUAAUUUUCUUGGGAAACAUGAGAUGAGUUGCUCAGAAAUGAAUCAACAAUCGACAUAAGCAGCGGAACGAAACUGACAGAUUAACUGGCAUAACACUGCUGACCUUGUAUGAAUCACUUCACACAAAAACACUUCAGCAGGGGACCUUGUGAAAAGGGAAAGAAACUGACACUUCACAGUUUUUAAGCUGUCUCGUUAAAAUCCACUCAUAAUAAGAUGAUGAAAAUCACCCUUUUGUGCAUAUUUUGAAAGGACAAAUGUGCAGACACCAAACCCGUUGUUUAAAUUUCAAGGACACUUUUUUUGGGGUCAUAUCAGCACCUUUUAAUCUUUAACCAUCUCAUUCCUUCAGGGAGACUGGGAAAAACAACCUGUGCCAGAGGUCACAUCCAUCCUUGAAAAGCCUCGCUACCCCUGUGAGGGAAAGCCUGUGACACCCACAGUCUGAGGGGGGGGCAGCUUCGGAUCAGGGCAAGGACACCCUAUAUAGAAAAGUUAAAGAUGCACCUGUGACUUUGUAGAAUUAAAAUGAUGAUGUUCCCCAUUUGUUUCUCUCACACAGUCUGUGAUCACAUAUAUUCACCUGCUUUCUGUGUCCCAAUUAGCAUUAAGAUUGAUGAUCCUAUUCAUGUGUCAUUUUUACCUGAAUCAGACAACGGCAGUAUUUCUUACACUAAGGACUAAACAAGUUCAAGUGCUACUGGUGAGCUGAUGUUGGGGACCAGAUGUGUUUGCCUACACCAUCUGCAGAAUUUCUCUUAAAGGAAAUUGUGAUUUAAUACAUUGUUCCAUAUAUUAUUUUCUGUGUUGAAUAAUAAAUGUAACAGAAAUGUU
Messenger RNA from Xyrichtys novacula (pearly razorfish), 25194 nucleotides. The record is from the annotation of a GenBank genome assembly. Lineage: Eukaryota; Metazoa; Chordata; Actinopteri; Labriformes; Labridae.